Messenger RNA from Effrenium voratum, 1176 nucleotides. The record is from the annotation of a GenBank genome assembly. Lineage: Eukaryota; Dinophyceae; Suessiales; Symbiodiniaceae.
AUGGUGGAGAACUUCAUAUCUGCUGGGGACAUCAUCUUCUCGGCCCUGUUUGCGCUGGACGUCACAAUCCGCUUGCUCGUUCUGGGCGGGAAAUUUUUCAAGGUGUGUAUGAAUUAUGUUGAUUUGGGGGUGACUGUGGCCUCGCUCGCGGAGAUCUUUAUCUUUGCAACGACGCCGGUGAACUUUGUGAACCCUGUGCUGUUUCGCCUGCUACGCAUUGGCAAGCUGGCGAGAGCACUGCGGAUGGUCACCAUGUCCAACGUGCUGGCGUCUUUGCAGUUGCUUCUGAAGUGCCUGGCUGCGAGCAUGGAUAUGCUCUUUUGGACCUUUUGCUUGCUGACCUUCCUGCAGUGCGUCGCAGGCAUGAUUGUGAGCACACUUUGCCGUGACUUCAUCAUUGACGAGACCAAAGAUUUGGAUCUGAGACUUGAGGUCUUCAAGUACUACGGCACCUUCACGCGGACCUUCCUCUCCAUGUUUGAGAUACUUUUUGCAAACUGGGCCCCACCUUGCCGAGCUGUCGUGGAGGCCAUCAGCGAGUGGUUCUCAGUCUUCUUCCUGCUGUACCGCUGUGUCCUGGGUUUUGCCGUGCUUAAUGUGGUCAAUGCGGUCUUCGUGCAGCAGACGAUGAAAACUGCCAGCUCCGACGAGGACUUGGCCUUCAAGCAGAAGCAGAAGGAUGCCGCGGUGUACAUUCGAAAGGUGAAGAAGUUGUUUUCGACAAUGGACGCCUCGGGCGAUGGUGCCAUCAACCUGGAGGAGUUCGCGAAGUUGGUGCAGUCACCAAAGCUGAAGUUUUGGAUGAGCCAGCUGGAGCUUGAGUACCAUGACCUGCUCAGCUUGUUUGAGUUCCUUGACAAUGGCGACGGCCAGAUUACCUUGAGCGAGUUCAUUGAAGGAGCCGGCCGCUUGCGUGGCAGCGCAAAGGCGCUGGACAUUUGGCGGCUGGAAACUAAGGUGGAAGUUCUUUUCGAAGAGAUCAUCAACCGGCUGCGUCCGACCAAAACGGACGUAGCCGGGAUGGGGGUUCGCGGCACCCUGAGCGUCCAAGACAUCUUCGAGCAUUCCAGCUUUAGGCACAUCCAAGCCACCACCCGGGGCAGGGGCGAGAAAGAGAGGGACUCCGUGAAUGCAGGCGAUCCGGACGCUGUUUUGAGAACACAGCCGCAGGUUUAG